GAGCAUGCGGUCGUCCCGCUAUCGGCAGUGGAGUCGCAAGUGAAUGUUGCUGCAGCAUCGCAUCGCAUUGCGACUUCACCUCUGCUGCGACGUCUCCAGUCGUGUGGGCCGCGUUGAGGCAGAUUGCAGCGGCACUAUUGCUGCUGCUGCUCCUGGAUGACUCUUCAUUAUGGCCGCCUUCUCGCCCUCCGCCCCAUCCCACCCUCGCCCUGCUCUUCCGCCGCCGCCCUCGCACUCCAUGCCCGCGCCCCCAAUGCCGUCCUUCCCCCACCAGCAGUCGAGUGCCAGCACGAGCCAGGCCAGUCCACCUCCCCCGGCUGCCCAGCAGAGCGCGGACGGUUCGGAACGAGCACGAGCAUACAAGUCGCGCAAUAAGAGACCGUGUGAUUUUUGUCGGUAUAAGAAGGCUGCCUGCCACUUGGAGACAGCGCCGCCGUGCGAGCUCUGUAUUAGGUACAACAAAGAGUGCACCUUCCUCGAGUCUCCCGCGAAACGGCGCAGACCCAAUGACGCGGGAUCGGACCAGGAUGCGAACCAGAAUGGCAUGUACAAGAGCGCGCGAACGGGGAGCCACGACUCCACGCCGGCCUUUACCAAUGGCGGCAUUUUGGAUAUGCAGCACGAUCUGCUGCCAUGGGAGAACGGAAUCAACCCAUUCUCCGUCAACGGCAUGUCCACCUUGAACGGGGCCUUGCACAGCAACGAAUUCGCAUUCGAUCACUCUCUAUAUCCGGAGCCUGUGCCAUUUCAACCCUACGAGCCCAUGUCGAUCUCUACGGCCACGGUACAUACGCAUGAUCACCGCAACAACAACGGACACCGCCCCAGCUCGUCCCUGGAGCAUUCUACCUCACCGCAAUCCACUGCAGCGAGCUUGCCAAUCGAUCUAUCUCUGCCAUUCGAUUCAACCAGUGGUGAGCCUUCACUCGAUCGCCAGCAUUCCAGCAAUGCUCAAUUGGUGGGGCUUGGUGGCGAGCUGGACCCGUACCUCUUGUCGAGAUAUCGCUACGAUGAGCACAACGAGGCUUCCUUUCAGUCGCUACGAAUGCGUAAAAUGAAUAGUGGUCCGGUACAAGACCAGGACACAAUUCCCGCUUUCUUUGUAAUUCAGCACAAUGGACUGGCUUCCAAAGCUCAGCCGCAGGACAGAUCUGAAUCGAGCGAGAAAUGGCGCAGAGAGCUGGAAGAGCUCGUGCCGGCGGAAACUGGAAAGCGAUUGAUUCGGUUAUUCUACAAGUACGUGCAACCGUAUUUUCCCAUUUUGAGCCGCGAAGGUGGUGAACAGAAUGGUGGGGGCAUUAGGGAACCUCGAGAAGUGCCUCCUUGUGCACUGGCCGCCAUCUAUGGUCAUGCGCUACCGUUUUGUGCUUGGGACGACAAGCUCUGCGUGGAAGUCUACACACCACCAUCUGCCGACGCGCUAUUCAAACUGUCGUGGCUGUCGUGUCAGCCUCUUCUGCACACGCCAUCGAUCGCUGUUCUACAAACACUACUCUUGUUGGUUCAGCGACGGCCAACGAAUCGACAUGUUGGUGAUACGCCGUUCAAGUGGGUCAUGAUGUCGACCGCAGUCAGCAUUGCGCAGGCUCUAGGACUCAAUCGAGAUCCUACGGAUUGGCCGAUACCAGACUGGGAGAUCAAACAGCGAAAACGCUUGGCUUGGGCAACAUUCGUGCAAGAUAAAUGGUUGGCGCUCAAUUUUGGGCGCAGCAGCCACAUCCAAGCGGAUGACUGGGAUGUGCCGAAACUGACAGAAGACGACUUCCCUGAAGCAGAUCGCCGGUAUGAUGAAGAACACAUGUCAGACUUCAGCUGUCAUCACUUCCUGAAGCUGUGUGAGCUCACGCUGAUCGUCAACGACAUUCUACGGGAGCUCUUCAGCAUAAAAGCUACGAGGCAGCUUCACACCAGCCUCGAGGCUACCCUUGAAGUUGCGAAGCCUCUGCGGAUCCGUCUGACAGAGUGGUAUCAAGGCCUUCCCGCAGGACUACUACCUAGUCAACCAACCACUGGUGCACCAUCGACCACGGGUACUCCUACCAGCGAGAGGCGAAGGUCUGUUCAAUUUGAGCUUGACGGUAAUGGAUCUCUACAGCUAGCCUAUAUCACUGCCAAGAUCGAGCUUUUCCGCGCGAUGCUUCGUCCCAGAGUGACAGAUGCGAAUGCAGCGGCCAUCACUGCCCUGCGGACGGGUGCUUUGGCUGUUGCGAAAGAAAUCUCAACCUUUCUGGACGAUCUUCAUGCGCGAGAGCUAGAAGGUUUCUGGACAAGCUAUGCCAGGACCAACUUCACGAUCGCUUCCUCAUUCAUGCUCCUGCUUUUCGUAACCUCGCCGACGCUUAGUGAUGCCAAAGAAUGCCUUGGACUUCUGAACACUUGGCGCAGCUUAUUGCGGAUCAAGAGUAGAAGCUGCGACUUGUUGAAUCUUGCGCUACUCCGUCUCGAUGGUGUCUUUGUGGCAGGCAUGGACAAACUCAUUGAGCUCAGUCCCGCUGCAGAACAGGCUUGGAAGGAGAGGCGUGACAAGAAUGGGACCAGAUAAACAAGAGCAAUAGGAGGAGAUACCUUGGACAGAAAGUGGCUAUACGAGGCCAAGGAAUGAUGUUGAUGACUAUGAUCAUGAGUUAUGCUGGGAUGCGUUUGAAUCAUAUACCCCGAGUUGCGUUGCAUAUACUGAAUGUACAGCUUGCUGCGAAAAAGUCGGAUAGAAAGAUAUGAGGCUCAAGGCUUGACAGAAUAUGUAUAUAACUGUACAG
Cercospora beticola is the source of this 2756-nucleotide messenger RNA. RefSeq lists its product as uncharacterized. The record is from RefSeq and is a predicted model, not a curated record. Gene Ontology annotation, molecular function: zinc ion binding; DNA-binding transcription factor activity, RNA polymerase II-specific; DNA binding. NCBI's taxonomy places the organism in Eukaryota, Fungi, Ascomycota, Dothideomycetes, Mycosphaerellales, Mycosphaerellaceae. Gene Ontology annotation, cellular component: nucleus. Gene Ontology annotation, biological process: DNA-templated transcription.